AUGCUUGUUCUGUGCACAGCCCUAGCCGGGCUGCUGCUCCUGCUACCCCUGCUGGUGAACCUGCUUUUCCCCUACUGGUGGCAGGACCUGGUCGUAUCACUGUCCAUCGUCCACAAGGGAUACAGAUGUCUGCGCCGGCUCCAGCGCCGCCCUCCCCUCACCCUGCUCGAUACCUUCUUGGAGAAGGUGCAGAGCCACCCGGAGAAAGCCCUGCUGCUUUUCGGGGAGGAGGUCUACACCUACCGGGACAUAGACCGGCGCAGCAGCCAGGCGGCUCGGGUCCUGCGGGACGGCGUGGGGCUGCGGGAAGGGGACUCGGUGGCCGUCUUCCUGCUGAACGUCCCCGCCUACCUCUGGGUUUGGAUGGGGCUGGCGAAGAUCGGCUGCGCCAUGGCGUGCCUGAACAGCAACAUACGCGCCAAGUCCCUGCUGCAUUCGCUCGGUGCCUGCGGGGCCACGGUGCUGCUGACCACCCCAGACCUCAAAGCCGCUAUUGAAGACGUUCUGCCCAGCCUGCAACAGAAAGGGAUCCGGGUUUUCUACCUGAGCGCCGAGUCCCCCACCAGUGGCGUGGAGCCUCUCCAGGGCCAGAUAGAUGCCGCCUCCGAGGAGCCGAUCCCCAUCGCUUUCCGAGCCAAUGUCACCAGCAAAUCCACUGCACUCUACAUUUAUACCUCGGGCACCACAGGACUCCCGAAAGCUGCCAUCAUCACCCACUUGAAGCUGUGCAACAUGGUGACCAUGUUAUACAUAAGUGGCGUCAAAGCCGAGGACGUGAUCUACACCCCUCUGCCGCUGUACCAUUCGGCUGCACUGCUCGUUGGACUUGGAGGAUGCUUGGAGGUUGGAGCCACCUGCGUCUUGCGUCCCAAGUUCUCUGUCUCCCAAUUCUGGGAUGACUGCCGGCGAUACCACGUCUCUGUGAUCCAGUAUGUAGGGGAGGUGAUGCGCUAUCUGUGCAAUGCGCCCAAGAGGGAGAACGAACGAGAGCACAAAGUGCGGCUGGCUGUGGGUAACGGCCUGAGGGUGGAGGUCUGGAAGGAAUUCCUCCAGCGCUUUGGGCCCAUCUGCAUCUGCGAGUUCUACGGGGCCACAGAGGGGAACACUGGGUUCAUUAACUACACGGGGAAGAUUGGAGCGGUGGGAAGGGCCAACUUCAUCCAUAAGAUGCUCGCGCCCUUCAAGUUGAUCCGGUACAACGUGGAGCAGGAUGAACCCGUGCGAGAUGAGAGAGGGUGCUGCAUCCGAGUCCCCACCGGUGAGGCAGGGCUGCUGGUGGUGAAGAUAACGAAGAGCACCCCAUUCAACGGCUACGCGGGCGACCGCCAGAAGUCGGAGAAGAAGAUCCUGAGGAAUGUGAUGAAGAAAGGAGACCUCUACUUCAACAGCGGAGACCUCCUCAUGAUGGACCACGAGGGCUUCAUAUAUUUCCAGGACCGAGUGGGAGACACGUUCCGCUGGAAAGGAGAGAACGUUGCCACGACGGAGGUGGAGACGACGCUGGUGGCAGUGCAGUUCAUUCAGGAAGUCAACGUCUACGGGGUGCCGGUCCCAGGACACGAAGGCAAGAUUGGAAUGGCAGCAAUACGACUGAAGGAGGGGAUGGAUUUUGAUGGUGAAAAACUCUACACACACGCCAAGGAUUUCUUGCCAAACUACGCCAUUCCUCGCUUUGUCCGCCUGCAGGACGCUCUGGAGGUCACGGGGACGUUCAAGCAGUGCAAAGGGCAGCUGGUGAAGGAGGGGUUCAAUCCAGCUCUCAUCAAGGACCCCCUGUUCUUCCUGGAUGAAUCGGAGAAACGUUUUGUGCCCAUGAGCCCUCAGAUCUACAGCUCCAUCCUGGAAAUGAAACUGAAACUCUAAGAGUCUCGCUGCUGCCUUCUGUAACUAAUGUGUUAACGGUCCUGGCAAUGAAGCCAGGAUGCCCCCAAUUUGGGUUUCUCAGGCUCCAUCCAAGGAGGGGUAAUUGCCUCCAGUUCUGUUCUAAUCUGGUGAUAAUCUCGUGAUUUUGUAAUGAUGGCUUUGUGCAUGUUCUGCUCUCCGAGAAUCUUGCAGAAAACAUAGGGGUUUUUUUCGCAGGAGGAAGGGGAGGUUCUUUAAACGUGAAUUUCACCCUUGAAACGUCUCACCCUCUGUUGUAGCUCAUAUUGAACUCUGUGAUGUGGAAAAGAUUUGUGAUUAUAGAAGUGAGAAUUUUUUUUUUUGGUGGAUAGUAAAUCCCCCCCUCCCCCCAAAUGCAUUUUUCGGGGCCCUGAAACUAUUUGCAAAUUCCGGUCAAGCUCAUAGAAAGAUAGGGCAGGAAGGAACCUCAAGAGGUCAUCAAGUCCAGCCCUCCACGCUGAGGUAGGACCAAGUAACCCUAGAUCAUCCCUGAAAGUUGUUUGUCCAACCUGCUCUGAAAAACCUCCAAUGACAGGAAUUCUA
Trachemys scripta elegans is the source of this 2424-nucleotide messenger RNA. RefSeq names its product solute carrier family 27 member 5 (gene SLC27A5). Gene Ontology annotation, molecular function: long-chain fatty acid-CoA ligase activity; long-chain fatty acid transmembrane transporter activity. The transcript is spliced from 10 exons. Lineage: Eukaryota; Metazoa; Chordata; Testudines; Emydidae. The coding region runs from base 1 to 1863 and encodes 620 amino acids. Gene Ontology annotation, cellular component: endoplasmic reticulum. The record is from RefSeq and is a predicted model, not a curated record.